AUGGACGCGCAGGAGCUGCAGCAGGAGGUGCUGGAGGAGCUGGGCGUCUCCAUGGCGGAGCUGCAGGCCGUGGUGGACGAGGCCAUCGGGAAGUGCGAGCUCCUGGUGAAGGACCUGUACUCCAAGCUGGGCCUGCAGUACCGCGAGAGCAGCUCCGAGGACGAGGACGCGGCCGCCGGGGCCGCCGAAAUCAUCGAGAUCCCGGACGAGGACGACGACGACGUCAUGAGCGUCGAGUCGGGCGGCAAGCACAAUGAUACCAGUCCCAGAAUUGCCAAGGAUCAGACACUGCUGCGGGAAGCCAUGGCUGCGAUGAGGAAGUCUGCCCAGGAUGUUCAGAAAUUUAUGGAUGCUGUGAACAAGAAAACAAAUGCCCAAGAUGCCCAGAAAGAUGCACAGGCUCCUCCGCAGGCUCCUGGUGCCCUCCAGCCACCGGGCCCUGCUGCUGCAGGGAGCGACCUCAGCAACGACGGGGACCUCAAGGUUGGCAUGAGGAUCCUGGGCAAGAAGAGGACCAAGACGUGGCACAAGGGGACGCUGAUCGCCAUCCAGACGGUCGGUGCUGGCAAGAAGUACAAAGUGAAAUUUGACAAUAAAGGGAAGAGUUUGCUCUCUGGCAAUCACAUUGCUUACGACUACCACCCGUCGCCAGAGAAGCACUACGUGGGGAGCAGGGUUGUGGCAAAGUACAAAGAUGGGAACCAGGUUUGGCUCUACGCCGGCAUCGUGGCUGAAACCCCCAACGUAAAGAAUAAGGACAGGUUCCUGAUCUUCUUCGACGACGGCUACGCCUCCUACGUGAAGGAGUGGGAGCUCUACCCGAUCUGCAGGCCCCUUGAAAAGACUUGGGAGGAUAUCGAGGACGUGUCGUGCCGCGAUUUCAUCGAGGAGUACAUCACGGCCUACCCCAACCGCCCCAUGGUGCUGCUCAAGAACGGGCAGCUCAUCAAAACGGAGUGGGAAGGGACCUGGUGGAAAUCCCGAGUGGAAGAAGUGGAUGGCAGCCUGGUCAAAAUCCUCUUCCUGGACGACAAACGCUGCGAGUGGAUCUACCGGGGCUCCACGCGCCUCGAGCCCAUGUUCAGCAUGAAAACCUCCACGGCCUCCACCCAGGAGAAGAAGCAGAGUGGACAAGCAAGGACUCGUCCCAAUGUCGGUGCUGUCCGGAGCAAAGGGCCCGUGGUCCAGUACACAGGAGCCGGCGCCCCGUACAAACCCCUGGAGCAGAUGCAGGCGGCCUCGCUGGCCGCGCGCGCCGUCUCUCCGCAGCCUGCCGACGGGGAGCAGAGGCUGCUGGAUGAGGCCCUGGGGGUGGGCGAGCUGACGGCCCCGGCCCCCCUGUGCCAGGUGCCUGUCCUUUCCCGGGGUGAGGCUGUUGGGGCUGGGAUCAAAUGGGACGAGGUGGCGAAGCCCGGAGCGUGUCCCAGCGCGUGCCUGGCAGCAGCCUCGACAGCAGCCGGGCGCCAAGAGCCCUUUGCGGCGCAGCCCUUCCACGGCGCGCUGGAGCGCGCGCCCAGCGAGCCCGCGUACCGCGCGCCGCUCGAGAAGCUCUUCUACCUGCCGCACGUGUGCAGCUUCACCUGCCUGUCGCGCGUGCGGCCCAUGCGCAGCGACCAGUACCGCAGCCGCAACCCGCUGCUCAUCCCGCUGCUCUACGACUUCCGCCGCAUGACGGCGCGCCGGCGCGUCAACCGCAAGAUGGGCUUCCACGUCAUCUACAAGACGCCGUGCGGGCUGUGCCUGCGCAGCAUGCAGGAGAUCGAGCGCUACCUCUUCGAGACGGACUGCGACUUCCUCUUCCUCGAGAUGUUCUGCCUGGACCCCUACGUGCUGGUGGACCGCAAGUUCCAGCCCUACAAGCCCUACUACUACAUCGCGGACAUCACCAAGGGCCGCGAGGACGUGCCGCUGUCCUGCGUCAACGAGAUCGACGGCACGCCGCCGCCGCAGGUGGCCUACAGCAAGGAGCGCAUCCCGGGCAAGGGCGUCUACAUCAACACCAGCUGGGAGUUCCUCGUGGGCUGCGAUUGCAGGGACGGCUGCAGGGACAAGUCGAAAUGUGCCUGUCACCAGCUAACGGUCCAGGCGACCGGCUGCACCCCCGGCGGGCAGAUCAACCCCAACUCGGGCUACCAGUACAAGAGGCUGGAGGAGUGUCUCCCCACGGGCGUCUACGAGUGCAACAAGAGGUGCAAGUGCAAUGUGAACAUGUGCACCAACCGCCUGGUGCAGCACGGCCUCCAGGUGCGGCUGCAGCUCUUCAAGACCCAGAACAAAGGCUGGGGCAUCCGCUGCCUCGACGACAUUGCCAAGGGCUCCUUCGUCUGCAUCUACGCAGGGAAAAUCCUCACGGAUGACUUUGCUGACAAGGAGGGCCUGGAGAUGGGCGACGAGUACUUUGCGAACCUGGACCACAUCGAGAGCGUGGAGAACUUCAAGGAGGGCUACGAGAGCGACGCCAAGUGCUCCUCCGACAGCAGCGGGGUGGACCUCAAGGACGAGGAGGAGGAGAACACGGGCACCGAGGAGCAGGAGGAGUCCAACGAGGACAGCUCGGACGAGAACUUCUGCAGGGACGAGGACUUCAGCACGAGCUCGGUGUGGCGCAGCUACGCCACGCGCCGGCAGACCCGCGGCCAGAAGGAGAACGGGCUCUCGGAGACGGCCUCCAAGGACUCCGGGCCGGCCCGGCCCGACGAGGCCGCGCCGGCCGCCUCCUGCAAGCUGCCCAUGUCCGAGGAGAGCUCCAAGAACAAGGUGGCCUCGUGGCUGAGCUCCAACAGCGUCGCCGACGCGCUCCAGGACACCGACAGCGCCUCCUCCUGCAAGCUGAGCGAGGGGGGCGACGCCAAGGGCUGCAAGGCAGAGCUGCCCGGCGACAGGGAGAAGGCCUCCACCUCGGGCCUCGGCGACGCGGACGGAGAGGCAAAAGUGUCCAAGAAAGAUGUAAGGGAGGACGGGGCUGCGGGAGGGCCAGGGCAGGUGGCCGUGAAGUCCACGCGAGGCUUCGCGCUCAAGGCCACGCACGGCAUCGCCAUCAAGUCGACCAACCUGGCGGCGGCCGAGAAGGGCGAGAGCGCAGGGCCGGUGCGCAGGACCACGCGGCAGUUCUACGACGGCGAGGAGUCCUGCUACAUCAUCGACGCCAAGCUCGAGGGCAACCUGGGCCGCUACCUCAACGUGAGUGCCUGUGCCUGCUGCCUCACGGCUCGCUGCUUUCCCUGGCUGGAUUGGGAACUGCUGGCAAACGUGGCUGUUAGCCCAAACUUUGAGGCAGGGAGCAGAAACCCUGGAAAUGGAGGAGGGAGGGGGAAAGGCUCCGGUGUCCUUGGCAGCUGGGGAGGGAACGGGACCUUUUGGGCCCUGCUUCUUGCCCUUGGGGACGGCCUCCCCCUGCCCGCGUUGGGGUAA
Molecule: messenger RNA, 3411 nt
Organism: Tinamus guttatus (white-throated tinamou)
Lineage: Eukaryota; Metazoa; Chordata; Aves; Tinamiformes; Tinamidae
Source: RefSeq, a predicted model, not a curated record